Messenger RNA from Pantherophis guttatus, 1059 nucleotides. RefSeq names its product protein NKG7-like. The record is from RefSeq and is a predicted model, not a curated record. Gene Ontology annotation, cellular component: plasma membrane. Lineage: Eukaryota; Metazoa; Chordata; Lepidosauria; Squamata; Colubridae.
UUAAAAAAUACAUUAGAAAUAAUCAUAAUGACUCUAAUUUUUUUUCUUCCUCCUCCAUCUAGAGAAAUCCCUUCCACUACAGUUUCUUUAACAAGCGUCACCAGUUUAGAGAUAAAUUUGUCUUUCUUGAGUCAACCUCUGAAGAUUAGCAGUGGCAUUUGCUCAGCGGGAAGUCUGCUGUUGGAGUAUAUGUCCUUGAGUACCUCUUACUGGGUACUGGAGACAACCCACAGAGGCAUGGUUUAUAGUGGUCUCUGGAACAUCUGCUUAGAAUCAAAAUGCAACCUGUACCAGUUUAAUCUCUUAGCUUUGCACAUCCAUGUUACCCGCGCCUUCCUGCUGAUGGCCCUCUUCUGUGGCUUCAUAGGGUUGCUUUUCAGUUGCAUCUCUUUUGAACGUAACAAGCUAUACGAUGUAUCGGUAAUAAAAACAGCAGCCAUCUUCAGCUUCAGUGCAGGUUUCCUUGUUCUGGUUGCCAUGUCUCUGUUCACAGCCAUUCUUAGGAGAUCGCCAGGAUACGCCCAACGUUUAGUAGUAUUUGGUACAUCCUUCAGCUUGGGCUGGGCCUCCAUUCUUAUGUAUAUUGUCACCGGUAUUCUACUUUUGUUGACUGAAAAAACCAUAAUUUCUUAAGUCUAGGCAUCUACCCUUCCACUGAGACUUUUGAAAAAGUCACCCAUCGCACAUUUGCUGGUUUCAUAAUCAUGGAAACGAUUAUGCGCUGGAGCAUUUAGCUGGGGCAAAUGCAACCUUAUUCUCUAGGUAUAUGAAGACAGUGUCCCAUUUCUCCGAUGUAAUUGGACCAUGAUUUGCUACUAUGAAGGGCCUUCAGCCAGUUCUUUCCCAGCUUGACAGGACAUUGGCAUGCAAUAUUUUAUGAUAGCUGGAAAUGACCAUGGCGUGCUAUGACAUCCCAGAAACUAUGAUCUGGGGGGAGGGAAUCGGAGCUUGCUUCACCUUUAAAUUGGAAACUGGGGUUUGGCUUCUAGUUCUGACUUGCAGCUAAGUAAUGGUUCAUGCUAAUUUCACACAUGUUGGGUAUCAUAAGGAAACAGAGAG